CCGUGCCCCUCCCCUGCUCCGGCCUCGCUCCUGUCAGGAGUCAGGCAUGGCCUUCCAGUGAGUGGCUGCAGGAUGUUGCAGCCCGAGGGCCCCAGGGCCUUGGAGGAGGGGGCCACCGUGAUCCCCACGGCCCCCAGGAACGACUGCAUCAUCUGCUACUCGGCCUACGACCUCUCCACGCACCUGCCCCGCCGCCUCUACUGCGGCCACACUUUCUGCCAGGCGUGCGUGCGGCGGCUGGACACGCCAGCCCAGGAGCAGCACUGGAUCCCCUGCCCGCAGUGCCGGCAGAGCACGCCCACGCCCCGCGGAGGGGUGGCCACACUCGACCUGGACCUGCCCGCCUUCUUGGCGGUCAGAGCCGCACGAGGGCCACCGCACGCCGAGCCGCCCCCCCCAGCCCCCCUCAAAGGCAGCACCGCCAUCAGGCGGCAGCCAACGGGGCUCUGCCCCACCCUGGGCCCCCAGCCCCAUUUCCCCCAGCCCAGACGCUGCUGCUCCGGCUGGAGGAGCCCCUGCCUGUGCCCUCCUGCCAGCCCUGAGGCGUGA
Molecule: messenger RNA, 549 nt
Organism: Dipodomys ordii (Ord's kangaroo rat)
Lineage: Eukaryota; Metazoa; Chordata; Mammalia; Rodentia; Heteromyidae
Gene: Rnf224
Product: ring finger protein 224
Exons: 2
Coding region: 73-549 (158 amino acids)
Source: RefSeq, a predicted model, not a curated record